AUGAGUGAAAUCGCUGGGUUGCUGGGGCAACACAAACGAAGGUACCGCUACAGAAGCAGCUGGAGGCGUAACCUUUAACGCUAUCUGGUAAAUAGCUAGCUAGCGGUUAGCUAGUUCAAACUUUACGCGGAGGUGUGUUUGCAGAAUAAGUUACUAUGGCAAGUCAGAGACCCCUGUCAGGCAGACCUAUGAGUCGUGGGUCAUUAGUUAUAGGAACAGGAAGGCCGCCAACUGCCAUCAGACCUCCACAGACAGCAGUCAGAGUAGGAACUGGGCUGGUGCCAGGUACUGGCCGCCCAGGGACAAGGGGUGGACCCGUUGCCACACCAGGUGUCCUAUCAGCCCAGAUCAAAGUGACCAAUCGUCCUGUCACUCAGCAGGGCCUCAGUGGCAUGAAGACAGGCGGGAAAGGACCCCAGAGGCAAAUCCUGGAUAAAUCAUACUACCUUGGGUUGCUCCGGAGUAAAAUAAAUGAGCUUACAACCGAGACCAGCAAGUUACAGAAAGAGAUUGACGUUUUUAACCAGGAGAACUCUGUUUACCUGUCAUAUGAAAAAAGAGCAGAGGGCCUUGCUGGUGAAAUAAAAGAUCUUCAGGGGCAGCUGGCAGACUAUAACAUGCUGGUUGAUAAACUGAACACCAAUACUGAAAUGGAUGAAGUAAUAAAUGACUUCAAUAUGCUGAAAGCACAGAAUGACAGACAAGCCCAAAGCAUAGAUGUGAUAUUCACAGAAAGAAGAGAGAAGGAGGACAUGAUUCAGGCCGUGGAGGAGGAAAUUGAACGGGAGAAACAGGCAGCAGAUGACAUAGUGAAGAAGAUGUCCUUAGAGAAACAAACCAAGUAUGCUGAGAUGAAGGCCAACAAUGAGGAGCUAUUACAGGAAUUGGAUGUUCGUCAAGAGGAGCUGGACGCGUUAAUGACCAGGAAGGAGACCUUUGAGGCUGAGCUUGUGCAUUCCCAUGUGAAGCAGGAGGCCGUAAUUCUGUAUGAACGUCUGCAGGAGCUGGAGCAGCGUCGAGAGGCAAUGCAAGCUGAGGAGGGGAGCGCAGUGUCUCCUCAGGAGGAGAGAGAACGCCUCCUCAAACAGGUAAAAGAAGAUAAUCAGGAAAUAGCCAGCAUGGAGCGUCAACUGACUGAAACUCAGGAGAAGAUCAAUCAACUUACUGAAGAGCUGCGACAGCUCGACUUGGACAUGGAGGAUCACCAAGGUGAAAGAACCCAAAAGUUCAAAGAGCUGCAGAAGAAAGAGGAAGAGAUAGAUGUUUACUUGGAUACAUUCGAGGAGAAUAAAGCCAAAGAAGUGGAGCAUGGUCGGGAGACCCAGGCCAGCAUCGUGGCUCUGCUUGAGCACUCCAGCAGGACAAUGAAUCGUAUGAGUCAGCUCUCCUCAGUCAGUGCCCAUGAGCUCAGAUCCAUGCAGGAGGACCUCAGCUUUAAGGAAACAGAGAUGCAGAAAUCUCAGAGCACAGCUAAAGGACUGUCCACUGAGAGCGAGCGUUUGCAGCAGGAUAUGCUGAAAGUGGAGCAGUUGGAAGGGAAGGUGUUGGCAGAGAUGGACUCUCUGAAGGAGAAAAUUCAGCAGAUGAGUGAAGGUUUGCAGACAUACCGGGACCUGGAUGCCCUCAAAUCCAGCGGCGAACUGAAGAAAAAGCAAUUGCGGGAGGACAGAGUAUCUCUAAUGGAGAGGAGAGACUCCUUCAAAAAGAUCACGCAGAAAAUGAACCAGGAGUACGAGUCUCUGGCAGCACAGUUACAGGAGAAUGAGACUCGCACACAGCUGAGAAACCUGGAGAGGAAGUGGCAGCACCAUGAACAGAACAACUUCGUUAUGAAAGAGUUCAUCACCUCAAAGGGCAUGGAGAGUGACUACCGGCCUGUGAUGAAGACCGUCACCAAGCAGCUGGCCGACUACAAUAAGGUCCUCAUUGAUGGCCUGCAGGGCACCAGAAACUGAGCCCUGCUUCCUGUCUACCGCAGGUCGCCAUUAGGGCUCUGUGACUCUGUCUCUGACUCACUUCCUCUGGGAAUGCUUUCCUACUCAACAUUCCAGAGGCAUGUUACACGUGCCACUGAGAUUAUGGCGGGACCCCGAGGGGAAAGAACACACCAUUACUCUGGGCUCAAAAUGCAAGUUUAUCUGUGACAGAUCUAUAAUUAACAGUUCUACCUAGGCUUUUAAAUGUAUGGAUGUAUGUCAACUGUAUGAAAAUCCUAUUUAUAUAAUAAUAUUUUGAGUAAUAAAUGUAAUAAUCAUUUGACAGAUUAUGUAUUUUGUCCUGUUGCUCAUCUAAAUAUGGUACUGAUUAGACUGAUUAGACUUAGAUUAGAAUUUUAAAUGAACCUAGUACUUAUCCUAUAAAAGCUGGAUUUGUCAUCCAGCUUUGCUACUCAUGAGGAUCUGGGCCAUAAUGCUACAUGUGGAGAUCAGAUGCAGGAUGGACACUCAUACAGCAUGUCCAUGUGGUUCCAGUGUGUUGUCCAGGAGAACCAGAUUGAUGUUGACAGUAGACUACAGAUGUUGAGAGGAGCAGGCCAACUCCGACAAGUGAAGAGACAGGUGUCAAAUAACAGUGACUUGUGGAGACUGAUUUUAAAAAUUGGGUAUUUAUUUACAUUCUGUUUUCUAAAUGUAUGUAUCAGCCAACUAAAGGGUGUUUUCUUUUCUUUGUCCAAAUGGAACAGAUACAGAUAUGAGCUGCUGAGACUGUACCCAUCCAAACAUUCCACAUACAUUAGUACAUUUGACAAGUUUCAACUGGAGCUAUAAAUGCAUGUUAAAAUAAACUGUGGUGGGUUUUGAAAUUAUAUAUGGUAGUCUUCAACAGA
Molecule: messenger RNA, 2827 nt
Organism: Electrophorus electricus (electric eel)
Lineage: Eukaryota; Metazoa; Chordata; Actinopteri; Gymnotiformes; Gymnotidae
Gene: ift74
Product: intraflagellar transport 74
Biological process (GO): cilium assembly; intraciliary transport involved in cilium assembly
Cellular component (GO): intraciliary transport particle B; cilium
Molecular function (GO): beta-tubulin binding
Source: RefSeq, a predicted model, not a curated record